Musa acuminata subsp. malaccensis (wild Malaysian banana) is the source of this 2178-nucleotide messenger RNA. Its product is annotated as AUGMIN subunit 8. The record is from RefSeq and is a predicted model, not a curated record. Lineage: Eukaryota; Viridiplantae; Streptophyta; Magnoliopsida; Zingiberales; Musaceae. Gene Ontology annotation, biological process: spindle assembly; centrosome cycle. Gene Ontology annotation, cellular component: nuclear microtubule; centrosome; cytoplasm. Gene Ontology annotation, molecular function: microtubule binding.
GAAACCCCCGCUCUUCCUCUAACCCCCAUUCUUUCCCAACCGAAACAUCUGCCUACCGUCCUCUCCUCUUCCUUUCCUCCCACAGAAUUCCACCACAACUAAACCAAAAACCCAUCUUUUCUUUUUCUUGUUCUGGUACUUUUUUUCUAUCCUCAACGUUUGAGGAAGCUCGAAUCGACGGCGCCGUCCCGGUCGCGAGAUUAGGGUUUUCUCGCUGCCGCUGCGGCUCGUCGGUUUCCACGACAUACCGUGCACGAUUCCCGUGGAGGCAGUGAAUGGAUAUAGGUGGAGUUGAGCACCGAGGGCGUUUGGCACAGCAGAAGACAUCUUGGACAGAAGAUAAGCAUAGGUUGCCAUUGCUCCCUUCCAAAAAGAACAAUGACAUUUCUGCCACCUGCAAGCCCAAGAAUGUUGCUUCUACGUACAAGUCUGGGAUCUCAUCUACCCCUGUUUUAACUCCUAGUUCACCAAGACGACACCCCUCUCCAAAUGCCAGUCACACAUCUCCUGCACCUGCGGUGUCACUGCCUAAGCGGCCCCAAUCUGCUGAGAGGAGACGACCAACAACCCCUUCAUCGAGGUUCUCUGCACCCUCAUCCCCUUCUAGUUCUUCUACACGCUCUUCCCCAUCUUCUAGAUCAACAACACCAGCACAUGAUAUGGUGGCGGAAAUUCACAGCACCACGCGGCGCUUACUCAGCAACAGGACUCCCGAUGGUUUGUGGCCAUCAAUGCGGAGCCUGUCUUCCUCAUUCCAGUCAGAUUCUCCCAUAAUUUCUGUAAGUGAAAAAGAAAAAGUGGUUGUGAAUUCCUCAGAGAAAACAAUUAAGUCUCCGGCCAAUAUAGUAAUUGAGAGAAAGAGGACUCUUCUGAGAGGAAGAAACUCAUCUGACCAAUCAGAGAAUUCUAAACCAUUGGAUAACUCAAAUGCAAGGGUCAUCGAUCAAUGUCGGUGGCCUGGGAUGCUGGGAGGAAGGUCGUCUGCAAAUGGCUUGUCAAGAAGUGUGGAUCUCUCUGAUAGGUCUAGUAGAUCAGCAUCUUUAACAGUUGCAUCACGGGGGGUCUCCCCAAAGAGAACGAAUCCGUCAUCUGAUAGUGCAACUAGAGUUCCCCAGCCAUCUUUAAGUGAGGUUACGGAGCGAGUAUUUAAUGAUGGUGGUGGAAGAGCAGAGCAGUGUGUGAAAUCAGUUGUAAAGUCCUCUUCACAAAUUUCCAUGAGAUAUUCAUCAAUAACACGGUCAAAUAAGACUCAGUCAUCGCCAGUCCCAGGUUUGCGUAGCCUUUCUUCACCGAGUAAGGUUUUGUCAACAUCAACAUCAUCAUAUACUGCUAGGGGUAUGUCAAGUCCUUCAAGGACAAGACCAUCUACUCCGGUCUCAUCAUCUAGCAACGUUACUAGCAGAAUGGUUGGCACAUCCUCUGUCCUUAACUACAGUGUUGAUGUGCGAAAAGGAAAGAAGAAUAGAAAUCACAUAGAAGAUGCUCAUCAGCUAAAGCUGCUUUAUAAUGCAAACUUGCGGUGGUGCUUUGUCAACGCUCGAGCAGACAAGACACUAUUGGUUCAGAAAAUGAAGACAGAGAAUGUUCUUCACAGUGUGUGGAAUAGAAUUUCAAAAUUGCAUGAUCCUGUGAUCUUGAAAAGAAUUGAUGUGCAGUGUCUGCAGCUGGAAAUGAAGUUGCGUAUAAUUUUGAAAGAACAGAUGGCAUACCUUGAAUGUUGGGUGGCAUUAGAAAGGGAACAUUGUAGCUCUUUAUCUGGUGCAGUGGAAGCUUUAAAUGCAAGCACCCUACGUCUUCCUAUUACCGGAGGUGCAAAGGCAGCUGUAGUUGAUGUAAAAAAUGCUGUUAGUUCAGCAGUUGACGUUAUGCAAGCAAUGGGUUCCUCCAUUGCCCAUUUACUAUCUAAGGUAGAGGGUACCAAGUCGCUGGUCUCUGAGCUUUCAACCAUUGCGGCAAGAGAAAAAUCCAUGCUUGAUGACUGCAGAGAUUUACUAGCUUCAACAGCAGCGAUGCAGGUGCAGGAGUCCAGUCUUAGAACACAUAUCAUACAACUUAAACAAGAUGCUCAUGAGCCAGAUUAACCAAGUUCCAUAAAUCAAAGGUCAUCAGGUGAUGAGAGCUCAUGCUUCUUGAGGGUAACAACUUCCAAAUGGAAGAGAUGAAACUUGCAACACGUGG